GGCACCGAGCAGUUCGCCUCCAUGCGCGAUCUCUACAUCAAAAACGGGCAGGGCUUCAUCCUCGUCUACAGCCUGGUCAACCAGCAGUCCUUCCAGGACAUCAAGCCAAUGAGGGACCAGAUUGUCCGGGUCAAGAGAUACGAGAAAGUUCCUCUGAUCCUAGUGGGGAAUAAAGUGGAUCUGGAGUCGGAGAGGGAGGUAUUAUCUGCAGAAGGCACAGCGCUG
Molecule: messenger RNA, 225 nt
Organism: Apaloderma vittatum (bar-tailed trogon)
Lineage: Eukaryota; Metazoa; Chordata; Aves; Trogoniformes; Trogonidae
Product: ras-related protein Rap-2c-like
Exons: 1
Biological process (GO): Rap protein signal transduction; negative regulation of cell migration
Cellular component (GO): plasma membrane
Molecular function (GO): GTPase activity; GDP binding; GTP binding
Source: RefSeq, a predicted model, not a curated record